Chroicocephalus ridibundus (black-headed gull) is the source of this 2338-nucleotide messenger RNA. It is a transcript of the gene TRIP13, whose product is annotated as thyroid hormone receptor interactor 13. Gene Ontology annotation, cellular component: chromosome; nucleus. The transcript has 14 exons. The record is from RefSeq and is a predicted model, not a curated record. Gene Ontology annotation, biological process: reciprocal meiotic recombination; meiotic recombination checkpoint signaling. Lineage: Eukaryota; Metazoa; Chordata; Aves; Charadriiformes; Laridae. Gene Ontology annotation, molecular function: ATP hydrolysis activity; ATP binding. The coding region runs from base 96 to 1394 and encodes 432 amino acids.
AUCCAGGUCAGGGCGGGAGGGCCGGGCCUGCGCUCGCCAGCCCGCCUCUUUCAAAAAGGCGGCAGCGGUGUCCCAGCGCGUCAGGAGCGAGAAGGAUGGAUGAAGCCGCUGUGGACUUGAAGCAAGCGCUCCCAAACGUGUGUGACAACGUGCAAAUCCAUGUGGAAGUUCAUCAGAAAUCAAGCAGCACGGCGAAGAAAGAAGAUAUCAGGAUGAGUGUCUUAAAGCUGUUGAACAGACAUAACGUUGUAUUUGGUGAUUACAAGUGGACAGAGUUUGAUGAUGGUUUCCUUAACAGCAAUGUGCAGUCCGUUUCGAUUGUAGACACAGAGCUGAAACUGAAAGACAGACAGCCUAUUGACUUGAGCAAAAGCAGUCUUUCUCUUCAUAUUUUUCAUCUGAAUGAAGAAGGACCGAGCUCUGAAAACCUGGAAGAAGAGAAUGAGGAUAUCAUUGCAGCUAACCACUGGGUGCUACCAGCAGCUGAAUUCCAUGGCCUUUGGGAAAGUCUUGUAUAUGACACUGAAGUAAAAUCACACUUACUUGAUUAUGUGACGACAACAUUACUAUUUUCUGACAAAAAUGUUGACAGCAACCUGAUAUCGUGGAACAGAGUUGUUUUGCUGCAUGGCCCUCCUGGAACUGGUAAAACCUCUCUCUGUAAAGCAUUGGCUCAGAAACUGACAAUUCGACUGUCAUACAGGUAUAGAUAUGGACAGUUAAUUGAGAUAAACAGCCAUAGCCUUUUCUCUAAAUGGUUUUCUGAGAGUGGCAAGCUUGUAACCAAGAUGUUCCAGAAGAUUCAAGAAUUAAUUGAUGACAAAGAUGCUCUUGUAUUCGUACUGAUCGAUGAGGUAGAAAGCCUCACGGCAGCCCGCAGUGCCUUCAAGGCAGGCACAGAGCCUUCAGAUGCUAUUCGUGUGGUGAAUGCUGUACUGACACAAAUAGAUCAGAUUAAAAGGUAUCCAAAUGUAGUUAUCCUGACUACCUCAAAUAUUACGGAGAAAAUUGACAUGGCCUUUGUAGACAGGGCUGACAUAAAGCAAUACAUUGGACCUCCAUCCACUGCGGCAAUAUUUAGAAUAUAUCUUUCUUGCUUGGAAGAACUGAUGAAGUGUCAAAUCAUAUAUCCUCGACAGCAGCUCCUAACACUCAGAGAGCUAGAGAUGAUAGGCUUCGUAGAAAAUAACGUGUCACGGUUAAGCCUUGUACUAAAAGAAAUCUCAAGAAGAAGUGAAGGUCUUAGUGGCCGGGUCCUGAGAAAACUUCCUUUCCUAGCACAUGCGCUUUAUAUUCAAUCCCCCAGUGUUACAAUGACAACGUUUCUUCAGGCUCUUUCACUUGCAGUAGAUAAACAAUUCGAAGAAAGAAAGAAACUCGCAGACAGCGUGUGAUACUCUUCUGAUUUAUAGUUGUCUGUAUUGUUAACUCUGCAAAGUACGUAUUUUUCAUACAAACUGUGGAACUUCUAUGCAUCUGUAAAAUGAAUUGUCAACACCUUAAAAAAAAUGGAAUGCCUAAUACAGCUUUUUGAAAUAUUCAUUAAUAAACAAUUAAGAAAUUUUACAGCAUAUUUUUCAAAAGCGUUAUUUCAAAUGCCAAGAAGAGAAUUCUAAAAAAUUCUUGCUGAAAGUCGGUUUUCAUCUUUUGCAGUUAUUAGAAGUGGGCAGUCUUCCAUUCCUUGUUUGUUAAUCACUAACUUUCUAUCCAAGCAUCAGUUUUUAUACUUUGGAUUUUUUUUAUAUUUUUAAUAGCAUUAGAAAUUCAGUCUUUGGAUCUGAUACUUCUGUCCUAAAUGCACUGUUAUUGCUGCUGAAACAACAAGCAUGAAACUGGGAAGGAUUCAAAGUGCUCAAUGACGGCCCAGACCUUUUAUACUGACAUCUCUUUAGCUUGACAUUUAAUAUCAAGUAUUACUUUUUAAUUACAGCAGAUUCAAAAGUUUAAAAUCAAGAGAUCACUUAAUUGUAUUUUGUAAUACUGUGCUUUUGUGUUGUUGCAAGGAACGUCAACCUGAGUGGACCAUGUUUUCUCACUGAAAACUUACACUGUGUAAGAAAGGUUCUUACACUGCUUAAGAAAGGUUCUUUAAAAUGCAUGAAGUUUGGUUUUGAUUUGUUUUAUAAACAUGACAUAAAAGUUACAAAUCAUCUGUGGAGAAAAAUAUUUUGUAGUGCAAAAGCCAGGAAAUGUAUGCAUCCAGUUCCUAAAGGAACAGAGUCAACUUUUAUAUGGUAAAUACAUAUCCUAUAUGAUAUAGGUUACAAAAUCAUCACCUCUUGUUUUUUCUUUUGUAUUUAGAAGUAUUUUAUCUGCAGUCACCUGAAAGAAUGAAAUG